This is a messenger RNA of Bipolaris zeicola 26-R-13, 1626 nucleotides long. RefSeq lists its product as uncharacterized. Gene Ontology annotation, molecular function: prenyltransferase activity. The record is from RefSeq and is a predicted model, not a curated record. Bases 1 to 1626 code for a protein of 541 amino acids. Lineage: Eukaryota; Fungi; Ascomycota; Dothideomycetes; Pleosporales; Pleosporaceae. The transcript has 6 exons. Gene Ontology annotation, biological process: isoprenoid biosynthetic process.
AUGGAGGCUAUUUUCCAACACUCUUUCCCUGUUGAUCCUAAGGAGUUGUCAAAACAUGGCCAUUUUUCCAAGCUCAUGCCCCGUAUAAACCACAGAGACGAUUUGGCAAAUGCUGCAACUCGAAAGCUCUUAUUAAACUGGGCAGAAAUGGUUGGAGAUGGAUGGGAGAGCGAAUCUAAUAGCUCACUGAGUAAAGUUGGCAAUUGGUGUUCGCUAGUUUUCCCUGAAACAAAGCCGGAGAGGUUAGGAACUCUGACCUAUCUCACCGAUCUCGGGUUGAUACACGAUGCUAAUCAGGAGCAUCAAGUACUCUGUGUCGCUUUGAAUGAUUCCGAUAAUUCAAAUAUACCUGGAGGUUCCCGUUCUCAAAAGAUUAAGAAUCUAGCAGCUCAAUUUUUGUUCGAAGCAAUGAGCAUUCAUUACGAAAAGGGUUCGAUGAUGAUCAAAGCUUAUCGAAAGAAGUGGCUCGAGGUGAUGGACAGCCCACCAUCGAAUGCCUUCAAAGAUAUCUCAUCUUACUUGAAGUUUCGAAUGAGCAACGCCACACAACACGUUAUGGAUGCCGUGGAUUGUGCACUCGUCCUGACCAACGACUACUACAGUUUCGAUCGGGAGUACGCAGCAGUCAAAUCUAACCCCGAGGCUCGUAUCGUGAACGGGAUAUUCCUCCUCAUGCUAAACGACGGUAUCGAUGAGGCGGAGGCAAAAUCAUCAAAACGCGAUCUAAUCGUCGAGUAUGAGUCGCAGUUCCUUGUUCGAUGGAAAGAAUACCAGGAGAAAAAUACCAACAUGUCGAUGAAUCUCCGACGCUUCAUAGAAGAGCAGACCCAAGCAGCGAAAGCGCCGCAAACACAUGUCGCUCCUUCAAAACCCCUACCAACUGGUGGACCGAAAAGAACCGACUCUGCGACAUCCAUUGACACGGUGAAGAGCAUCGAAGAGAUCAUAGAUACCCUUCGCCAGUCAUCAUUGAUCCUGGACGACAUCAAGGACAACUCCGGUAUCCGACGUGGCCUACUGUCCGUCCACACAAUAUAUGGCCAGGCCCAGGCAAUCAACAGUGCAACAUACAUUUUUGUUCGGGCCGUGAACCUAACCUCUCUAGGGUUAAGUCCCAAAGGGCUAUCACGCCUGCUGGAAGGUCUUGAGCGUCUAUUCACGCUGGUUGAGCUGAUAGAAGUCGAAAGCCUCACACCGUGUCCUCCCAAGACUGAAAAUCUCAUUUUCCUCUUGGGGAGGUAUUUCCAGAUCAGGGACGACUACAUGAACUUGGUAUCCAAAGGAUACGCAGCGCAGAAGGGUACUGGUGAGGAUCUCGAAGAGGGCAAAUUUUCCUUCCCGAUCUUCGCUUGCAUACAGGAUUGCCCGGCCUCCAAGGGCAAGAUCCUUGGUUUGUUUCGCCAGCAUGCGGCUGGUCAGAAGCAGCAGUCGAUCGGGAUGGGUGACGAGUGUAAGAGUCUUAUCAUGCAUAUCUUGAACGAUAGAGGGGCUCUUGCUACAACUAAGAGCUAUCUUUUAGAACUAAAAGAUAGCCUCAAGGAGGAGAUCGGGUGCCUGGAAGCAAAGACAGGAAAGACUAAUAGCCUGUUGACGCUUUUGAUUGAGACUCUGCGUCUUAAUCAAUAG